AUGAUCAAAACAGAAUUGAUUGAUUCAAAGAAAUAUCUCCCCCAAAUUAUUAUAAAAGAUAUUUUGAAUAUUAUUAUGUAUAAUAACCGUUUUGCACAGUCAUACUUGAAACUUGCCAAACAUGCAAUUGAUGAUUAUAAUGUUACAGAGGUCAAAAAUAUUGAAAGCGUUUCAAACGUCCUGUUUCAUAAGGAAUACGGAAUUAAAUUAAACACAUCCGACUCUUUUUUUGAAAAAAUUAAAUUUGAAAAUCUCGAAAUUCAUACAAAAAAGACAAUUUACAGAGCAAUUAUGUAUAAUGACUUAGAAUCAUUCAUUGUAUUCACAGAAAGAGAUGGAUUUGAUCAAAAUCAAACACUAAAAAGUAGCUUAUAUCCGCAAUCUUUCUAUGGGUAUUCAUUACUUGAAUUAUGUUCUUAUCAUGGAGCUGUUGAUUGUUUCAAAUUUUUAAGAACAAAAUUUAACUCAAAGGUGACUGAUACAUGUCUGGAAUUAUCAUUUUUAGGAGGAAAUCCAGAGAUCAUGAGCGAAUGUUUGAAAUAUCAAAAACCAAAUCAAGAUUGCAUGAUUUAUGCAAUUAUUUCACACAACAUUGAUUUUGUUACAUUCUUGGUGAAUGAGUACGAUAUGAAGAUCUAUUUACGUGCUUGCGUUUGGCAUAAUAAUCUUGAAACAUUUUUAGUAUAUUUCGAUCAAACU
This is a messenger RNA of Trichomonas vaginalis G3, 699 nucleotides long. Its product is annotated as protein of unknown function (DUF3447). The transcript has a single exon. The annotation marks the transcript as partial. Lineage: Eukaryota; Parabasalia; Trichomonadida; Trichomonadidae. The record is from RefSeq and is a predicted model, not a curated record.